This is a messenger RNA of Acanthosepion pharaonis, 537 nucleotides long. The record is from the annotation of a GenBank genome assembly. NCBI's taxonomy places the organism in Eukaryota, Metazoa, Mollusca, Cephalopoda, Sepiida, Sepiidae.
AUGCAAUCGUUAGGCUCGAUAUCCGGUUUUAUUCUGGGUUCUGACCCCAAUAUCUAUCUAUCUAUCUAUCUAUCUAUCUAUCUAUCUAUCUAUCUAUUUCAUCUGUUCUUAUCUAUCUAUCUAUCUAUCUAUCUAUCUAUCUAUCUAUCUAUCUACCUAUCUAUCUAUCUCAGUCUGUUCAUAUCUAUGUAUCUAUCUAUGUCUGUUUCUAUCUAUCUAUCUAUCUAUCUAUCUAUCUAUCUAUCUAUCUAUCUCAUUUCUAAUCCGUGUCAAUCAAUUCGUAUCUAUCUCACUCUAUCUAUCUAUCUCAUUUCUAAUCCGUGUCUAUCAAUUCGUAUCUAUAUAUCUCACUCUGUUCAUAUCUAUCUAUAUAUCUAUCUAUGUCUGUUGAGAUCUAUCUAUCCAAUUCUAUCUAUGUUUCUGUUAAUAUCUAUCUAUCUAUCUAUCUAUCUAUCUAUCUAUCUAUCUAUGUCACUUCCUAUCUGUCUAGCCAAUGUCCUUUCUUUGGACUCGUUUUUCGUUUUUCCUCGAGUGUAA